Molecule: messenger RNA, 513 nt
Organism: Trypanosoma theileri
Lineage: Eukaryota; Euglenozoa; Kinetoplastea; Trypanosomatida; Trypanosomatidae
Exons: 1
Coding region: 1-513 (170 amino acids)
Source: RefSeq, a predicted model, not a curated record
AUGGAGCGAGGUGGUGCGAAGGCGUCUGGCGUAUCGAACUCCUCGGCUGCUGUUUUCCAGCGUGGUCGCGAUGAUGAGAGUCUCUGGGAUGAUGGUGAACUUAUUCGCCUCUGGAAUGCACAGUUGGAACAGCAGCAGCAGAAUCAAGAGGGAAAGAAUAUAGAAUCAAAGGGAAAUGCCCUCAGUACAGAAUUAUCAGAUGAUGAUAGCUUAAUUACCUCUGAAACAAGCGUAGAGGAGAGCAAAUUAUCCUCCGCAUCUGCUUCGUCUUCUUUGUCUGCUGAUCCUAAAGAAGCCAUAAAGAGUUUUCCUCCUCGUACAGGUACUGUAGUUGCCCCAAUGGAGCCAGUUUCACUUAUACAAGAUGGAAUUAGCAAUUUACCGGCAGAUAUUCAGCGCCUGGUGUCAGCCUUCUAUCGUGCGGGAUAUGAAUCUGGGUAUAUUGUUGGGCGUAAUGAAAGGCGGAGUAGUUCGAAAGUGAACAAUCAUAACAAGAGACCACGGGAUGAUUAG